UCCAUUUCUCUGGCCUGUGCUCCUAGUCCCCUUCUUGCUCUCUUUUGAGCUGACAGUGCUUAAGUUCAGCUCAAAAGCUCUUCUCACCCUUCGUCUGCCAUAUAUUCAUACGUUUUUGCGUGUUAUUUAUAAAGAAAGCUUCCUUCCCUUUUUCCUAAAUGGCAUGGAGAGUUAUCCUAUCUGUUCUCUUCUUGAUCUCAUCGAAUCUGCAGGGCGGUGCUGCUGGAGCUCCUCAAGUCCCUUGUUAUUUCAUAUAUGGAGACUCGCUAUGUGAUAGCGGGAACAAUAACGAUCUCGUGACUGAUGCGAAAGCGAACUAUCCUCCCUAUGGGGUUGACUUCCCCGAGGGCGCGACCGGAAGGUUCACCAACGGUCGCACCUUCGCAGACUUCAUUGCUGAACUCCUGGGGUUUGAUGAGUACAUUCCACCCUUUGCUACCGCAAACGGCAGUGACAUACUCCGCGGCGUGAAUUAUGCAUCUGGUGGAGCUGGCAUUCGAGAUGAAACGGGACAACAACUGGGCGGUCGCAUCAGCUUGAACCAUCAGUUGCAAAAUCAUUUGAUAACGAUCUUGCGCAUCAGAGAAAUGUUGGGAGCGGACGCCGAAACAUACUUAAACAAGUGCGCAUACACGAUAUGGAUGGGAAGCAAUGAUUACCUCAACAACUACUUGAUGCCAGACAUAUACCCCACCAGCACGCUUUACACACCUGAGGAAUACGCCGAUGUACUGAUUGAGCAAUACGAACAACAGUUGAAGACAUUGUAUUCAUAUGGAGCAAGGAGGUUGGCAAUUUUUGGACUAAGCGAGAUAGGUUGCGCCCCAGCAGAAGUAGCAGAAUAUGGGACCAACGGAUCUCUGUGCGUCGACAAGAUUGACGAUUUGGUUCUGCCAUUCAACGACAGGCUCAAGCCCCUCAUAAAGGAAUUGAAUGGCAAUCUUACCGGGGCUGAGUUCGUCUAUGUAAACACUUAUGGAGUCACCACAAAUACGGUUCCAGGCGCCUCACUUACGAGUCCAACCUGUUGCAAGGUCAAAAAGGAUGAUGGCCAGUGCAUUCCCUUCAGCACUCCAUGCCUAAACAGGACGUUGUACUCAUACUACGACGGAUUCCACCCUACAGAGACAGUGCAUUUGGAAGUUGCUGAAAUUGGUUACGCAGCUCUGCUUUCUUCUGAUGCUUCCCCUUUCGAUAUUUAUCGUGUCUCCGGAGGCUCUGAAGAAGGAUAUAGUGAGAGUAAGCGCUGACGUGUGCAUUUCAGUUCAACCCAGUUUCAGUCGAUAUGGAUCCAGUUAUUCAAUAGUAUCUCCAAGACAGUUCUAUAAAUAUCGAUCCUUGUCAACACCUUGUUUAUCCAAAUAAAACUUUGACAUCAUGAGGGCGUUUCAUAUUUUGUUGUUGUUGUUGUUAUUGUUGUUCGAGAAGUGAAACGUUUUGUUCAUU
This is a messenger RNA of Eucalyptus grandis, 1446 nucleotides long. RefSeq names its product GDSL esterase/lipase At5g45670. The transcript has 5 exons. Bases 159 to 1250 code for a protein of 363 amino acids. Lineage: Eukaryota; Viridiplantae; Streptophyta; Magnoliopsida; Myrtales; Myrtaceae. Gene Ontology annotation, molecular function: hydrolase activity, acting on ester bonds. The record is from RefSeq and is a predicted model, not a curated record.